AUGCCCUUUGUGCCUAAUCCAGGACAAAGGACCUCCGGUGCCGUGCAGUCUGGCCGGGCCUCCGAAGAAAUUUACACACCCAUUCAGUACCCCGGCGGGCCCAUUCAUGAACCCUGGCCCAUUGACAAUUUGUACCGUAGUACCGCGUACCUUUGUCCGCCUCUUCCCAUUAUACCUGAGCUCGUUUAUCUUCGGGAAUAA
This is a messenger RNA of Nezara viridula (southern green stink bug), 201 nucleotides long. NCBI's taxonomy places the organism in Eukaryota, Metazoa, Arthropoda, Insecta, Hemiptera, Pentatomidae. The record is from the annotation of a GenBank genome assembly.